CCCGGCCGGCGGGGUCACAUGUGGACCCGGCCCAGCUGAUCACUCCGGGGCGCUGCGAGCCAUGGCCGCUGUGGAUCUCGCCCGGGUGGGGGCCAACCCGCUGAAGCAUGCCGUGAGCGGGCAGGUCGUGGAGCUGCAGGCGCUGUGGCGGGACCAGCCCUGCGUGGUCUUCUUCCUGCGGAGGUUUGGCUGCCAGGUUUGCCGCUGGAUUGCCAAGGAGACCAGCAAACUGAAAGAGCUGCUGGACGGUCACAAUGUCCGCCUGGUCGGCGUCGGGCCGGAAAGCGUAGGCCUGCAGGAGUUUAUCGAUGGGAACUACUUCAAAGGAGAGCUCUACCUGGACGAGUCCAAGAAGUGCUACAAUGACCUGGGUUUCAAAAGGUACAAUGUCUUGAGUAUCGUUCCCGCUGCUCUGGGGAAACCUGUUCGAGAAGUCGUCACCAAGGCGAAUGCAGACGGCAUCCAGGGCAACUUCAGCGGCGACCUCUUGCAGAGUGGAGGGAUGAUCGUAGUCAGUCGAGGCGGCGAGAAGCUGCUCCUGCACUUGGCGCAGGAUUCCCCUGGUGACUAUGUUCCCUUGGAAACCAUCCUCAAAAGCCUCGGGAUCUCGGCAAGCGUUAAAGAGGGCGCGAAACCUCAGUGCGACGAAGAGGCCUGUACCAGAUGAAGCAGGAGACAAGCAGGACUUCUUUAAGAAGCUGGCGUGACGACCUUCCCAGUUCUACCACUCGGUAGCGGUUGAAACCUCACCCCUCUGUAUCUAGCCGUACCUUUGUACAAUAGCCAAAGCACUGACGUGUGAGUAAACGCCCUUCGGCAAA
This is a messenger RNA of Pelodiscus sinensis (Chinese soft-shelled turtle), 821 nucleotides long. RefSeq names its product peroxiredoxin like 2B (gene PRXL2B). NCBI's taxonomy places the organism in Eukaryota, Metazoa, Chordata, Testudines, Trionychidae. The record is from RefSeq and is a predicted model, not a curated record. Gene Ontology annotation, molecular function: prostaglandin F synthase activity. Gene Ontology annotation, biological process: prostaglandin biosynthetic process.